Messenger RNA from Porites lobata, 11349 nucleotides. Lineage: Eukaryota; Metazoa; Cnidaria; Anthozoa; Scleractinia; Poritidae. The record is from the annotation of a GenBank genome assembly.
UCGUGUUGUAGAUUGUGGAUAAAAAUCAUUUGCAUCGUCGUGGGCAAACACUGAGGUUACUGGUGGCCGAACGUUGAGUUUUACACUGAAGAAAGCUGUGUAUGUUAGCAACGAAAUGCUGUCAGGAAUACGUCGCCUGAGGUUUGUACCUCAAAUGUUGUUAUUUUUACAAGUUUAGUUUUCGCGCUUGGGAUGCUUUUCGAUCCGUCCGCGGUGCUUUGACGCUGAACUAUUAAACUCGGCGCGUUUAGUGUUCCGGUGAUUCCACUCUUCCGGUGAAAACAGAACUUUCAACCACAACAAAGUUUUGCUUACUGCCAUUUUAGACGAUAAAAUUUCUCAAAGGAAGGUAUUCGUACCCCUAACAGAUUAGAAACGUGAAACGAUCUUGAAACAGGUGAUGAUUGACAUUACCCUGCUUGUAAGCUACAUAUUUGAUUUUUUCUCCUUUUUCUUAUUCCACUGCUAAUGUUAAAAGGUCGUUAGACGCUGUUUGGCGACCUUGCUUUCUUGUUUUUAGAAAAGUGAAAGAGUUCCGUGUUUGGUGAGGAUCGAUUGUAUCCUGCUAAAAAUAGUUUGUCGUUGUUUCAUGACUUUAGUCACGGUCGUAAAAAGUACUUGAAUGAAGGGCAAACGGCCGGGCAAACGUACUCAAUAAUUUUUGCUGUUUUGUUUUGAUGGAGUUUUGAGUGGGGAAAUUCCUCUUGAAGUUUUAAUGUGAAAUGAUUCUGGAAAAUCGAAUGCGACAACAAGUCAUUUAGUGGAAUAAGGGGAAAAUGGUAUUUUCUUCCAAUUUGGACCAUACAGAGUAAACAUUAGUUAAAAAUUUAUAGAAGUUACCAAAAUAAACGUGGUUAAGUACAUCUAAAAAUAAUUUUGUGGAUAGCUGUUUUUGGUUGUAUGCAACGGAAAUCUGUAGAUGCCUCUUUGUUGAUACAUUUGUUUGCAGUGUUUUUUGGGGAAAAUAAAUGUUCCAGUUAAUUUUGUCUUCCGUUUGUAGUAUUGUCACCCAAUCAGAUAGUUGCAUUAACUGGGAGACCAUAUUUACUUGAAUAGGUAUCCAGCGUUGAUUAACUAUAAGGCGAAGCAGCUGGUCGCACGUGUUUUCAUAAAAUCAAGAUUACUGUUGAUCACAAAUGGUAAAAUUUAUUAUGGAAACUUUACGAAGCUGGGUGAACUGAAAAAAUUGUUUGUGAGAUGGGAAUGGAAACUCUAGGGGGGUCCUGAAUGAAACUCCUCUGGAAAAAUUUAGACUCUGAGAUGAAGAGGAAACCUUUAAAUCAACAUUUCAAAGCCGCUGAAAAUUGACUAUUUAAAAUUUCCAAGACCCUGUACAGAAAGUUACCAUCAGUAAUAUUUACAGGUUCAGUAACCUGCUAUUUUUCCAAAGCUGAAAAACUUAUGCACUAUAAUAUUGCCUUGCAUUCGGUGUAGUUUUAAUAUGCUCCAGGCAUUGCUCCAGGCUGAUUUUUAGGUGUUCUUUGUAAACAAAUAACAAAUUAGUGAGUUGCUUUGAUGACCAGAUGUUAGAUGGAAUGUACUAACAAUGAAAAGUUUGUAUUGCUUACUAACUCCAUAGAAACUUUCUUAACACAUUCACACUUUAACUGCAUGUGUGACUGACUGUCCUCUGUACCACUAGUGAUGUCAUCAAUAUUAAUGGUUAUGCAGCCAUUUUGAGAAAGGUUGUCCUAAAAAAUGCACUUCUUUUCAAAUACAAUAAUCCUGAAAGGUAUUGUUUGCUGUUUGCAAUCAAAAGGUGGUUUUUCAAGUGUUUUGUAGGUUUCACCGAAGCUUCAAAAAGAAAUUUGAAAGAAUUGCAUGAAAAUUCGCCAGAAAUAUAAACAAUGCAGGUAAGCCGCCACAUUUCAUUUCAGCGAGUAAUUUUCCUAUUUCUUAUCUUUGGCUGUUAUGAGUUUUAACUUCAUGUUCCAUAAUGUUUUAAAAGUGAAGAAUACAUAAAUAAGUAAAAUGAUGGUCUUCUUUAAACGGAUCCAGACUCGCAUUUAAUGAUUCAAACAGAAGCUUGCCGUGUUCAGUCCUGACACAAACAUUGCCUUAAAAGUUUAACCUAGUAAAAUGUGAGUUUUAUACCACUUUUUACAAAGAGCUCUCUGAGAUAAUGCCGUAAAGGAGACCAGGCAAAUAGCAAGUCGUAAGAUUCACACACUAGAGCUUCUAGUUUUGAUAAAAUUAUUUUAUUUCGCAAUGCAAAGAAAUCAAAAGAUUUUAGAUUUGCACUGAAUUUGCUAAGCUCUGCCAACGUACCUCUAACAAUUCACCCAAAGCGACGGAAUUGAUAUCAUCCAAAGGAAGUUGUAAAUACAGACAUACAUAGAUAUGUGUAAAAUGAUCCAACGCCUCGCUUUCAUGACUAGGCCCCAGUUUUUUCCCAUGUUUUUGCAAUACGGUGCUAAAGGAAAGGAAAGCAACAAAAGUAGGUUCGGCAGCUGUAGUGUCAGGAACAGUGUAUUGAUCAUAUCCCAUAUUACCUUUCGGGAUUGGUGCAUGCACAUUUUUUCUGACAACCUUUCACAAAAUAGCUGUUGACAACUUGAUACCUAGCUUGUGCUAGGGUAAAAAGAUCUUUCAAAACAUUCCCAAUUAAGUGAAUAAAUGUGAUUCAGGCAAACACUUGAGAAGUAGCCUGCUUAUCAACCCCAUGAGGCAAGCUUGUUACUACUUCUGAAUGAGAAAAAUUCCUGAAAAUUGAAAAAAUUAUUGUACAAACAACCAAGACCAACAGUUGUGUGUAAUUUGGUAUUUCGUGGUUGAUCUCUGUCCUUUGUUUUACUGUGUGUCAGUAAUUGACAGUUCAUCUUUUGGAUGGCUGUAUCUCAUUAUGAACAACAAAUGACUCAACACAUAGAAAAAAACACCUCUUACACAGGCUAACAGGCACGAAAAAUAAUUCUGUAACUUUGAGCAGAAAAUUCCAAUAAAAAUCAUAUUCCACUAGUCCUACCUGUAUUUCCUUCAAAAUAAUUUUGUGAUCAUUGGGACUUCAUGAAAACUUUUGCCUACUGAAAUGAAGCCAAGAAAGUGCCUAGCAAAAGGGAGAAACUACAGGGGAGGGGGAACAAAGAAGUAGUGGUGAGGAGAGAGUCAAGGGCAAAAGGUGAGGGGGACAGUGAAAGGUGUAAUUUGCCCUCAGGAAUAAAAAUGGUUUUGGUUCCAUUUGGGCAAUUGUCCCAGAAAUCUGGGACUCAAUGGGAAAUAUUCAUCUAUCCCAGAUGAUCGAAGAUUUUUACAACUUAUUUUUGCUUUGGUAAUUAGUAAAAUCUGGGAUGGUUGCAAGACAGUAAAAUCCCAAGCGUGUACCCAUGGUAAUCUUCCUUUGCUGCCCAUUUGUCAUUUUGAAAUUUUUUAGAGUUCAUUAUUGUUAACUUUGAAUUUGAUUGUAGUUUGAAGCAGUCAUCUUGGCGUAUUUUGUCCCGGCAUCUGUCAAGUGCCCAGACUAAGGCAGCUCUCAAGCCUUUCUACUUUGCUGUCCACCCUGAUCUGUUUGGCCAGUAUCCAAUACAACGGGUGAGGAAAACCUUUUGGCCUGAAAUAUUGAAGUUGUAAGAUGUGGUAUUAUGUCAUCCUUCAGCGGAAGACCAGCUCUAUCAAAAAUAAUAUGUACAUGUAGUGAUUAGCCGUGCUCUGAGCAGUGACAAUUUUGACAAAAAAAAUUUGCAGCCAGAAAUUGCAGUGAAAGUCUCCAAUUUGGUGAGCUGUGUUCUUAAUUUAACCCCCCUCUAGCCUGAGAAAACAGUCGACGACACUUUGUGGUGCCACUACUGGUUUCCCCGUGCAAUGAUGUCUGAGAAACCAGUGCAGAAAUUCCAUACUGAUUAGAUGUCAUUAUCCAGAUCUAGUAGUGUUUCUGAUUGGUUAAAGUAAACUUUUAAAAUCAGUCCAAAGCAGCCCAGAUCUGGUUAGUGAUGUGUGAUCUCAUCAGUAUGGAAUUUCUUCUCUCGUUUCUCAGUCUUCGUCAUUUUGUGGGGAAACCAAUGGUGGUGUCCUGAAAUGUUUAGUUGGCUGUUUUUACAGGCUAACCCCCUUUAGGAGGUACUUGAGUACUUAGUAAAGUUCAGAUGAAAAUCCAUCAUUAAUAUUUUUAACUCUUUACUUGUAGUCAAUAAAUGAAGAUUCUCUGAAGAAGUUGAACUCAUACCUUGAGGACUUGCAGAAGAAAAAGCCAGUAAAUCCAACUCAUUUAAUGUUCUACUUGAAAAAUGACACUGCCACUGCUCUAGAGGAAGGUAAUAUUAACCACUCUGUCAAUAGAGACAAUGUGCAUCACCAGAAAAUAUCCAGAAUACGUCCUUGAGAGACAUUCUAUUGUUAUUUUGUUAAUAACAGAUUGAUGCAUACAAGGCAUUAUGCACAGUUUAUGCCAAAACAGUGAAAUCUGAAAUUUUUAUUUCCCCAGUUGGGAAAGUACAUGUAGGACCCAGUUAUUAGCUGAAUGAAUGAAAUUUUUUUAACGUAUGGAAAAAUUGACAGUUGAAUUAAUACUUAAUGGCUGCCUGGAUUAAGGUCCUGAAUUACCCUUGCUGUCGUAACAUGAAAUUUUGAUUUUGUUCAUGAACGCAAACAAAAUGCAAGAAACCCCUUACGCCUACCCCUUUCAUAUUGAUUUGAGUCAAACCAAUUUGAUAAGAUGACUAUAAGUGAAACUCUGAUUCAGACUUCAAACGUCUCCCAUCCAGAUUUUGAUGAAUGGCAUUUUAAUGUAUUUCCUACCCACAAUCCAGCAUAUUUGGGGUACUUAUCAUGCAUAGAUCCAAUUUCAUGUGGUCAUGAGUCAGUGUUGAAUAUUAUACAUGCUGCAAAUUAGUCAAAUAAGCAAAAUUUAGAAGCUCCAGCCUAUUAAGAUACAAAUCCAUAAGUAAUUAGGAAAAUUCACUUGUGAAAUGACUGCCAAUGUAUUAUUUGUUUCUGUGUGGUUAUUCAAUUCUUUUUUUUCUAUCUUGUUAACAGGAUCAGAGACUUUCAAGACAGUUAGAGUUUCAUUGUUCUCUCGUGAUGUUUCUUUUACAAUCAGCCAUAUUUUAAAGACCUGUGGAAUGUUGGAGGAUCUGGUGACCCUUCACCAAAACAACAGAGACUCCAAACUGUCUGUUGCACUACCUUAUGAUGCACCAAACCACUGGCUUCAUGUUUAUCAACAGUUUAGUGACAGACAAAGCCCUGUGGAUCUUGCACAAUUGCAGAGAAACUCGAGAAGCACACUAAAGGACUUCCUAGUCCAGAAUAUAAAAAAUGCCAAAGAAAAACAAGAAAGUAGCAAGCCUCUUCUAAAGGAAAAUGCUCUCUUAUCUGAAACAAUCUGUAAAGAACUAGGAUUAAAACAAUUGGAGUCGGCUAGUGGAUGGAGUUAUUCUUCACAUCAUGGAUGCUUGAAGAAUUUCUUGAGGCUUUGCUAUACAAAGCAGUCAGAGCUUCAGAGGCUAAAUGGACGCACUGUUGUGUUUACGGACUGGACAGGGAUUGAUCCUCAUGGACGUGUUAUGUUGAACAUUCGGGAUACUCCACAGUUUUGGCUUUCAGUAUGUAUUACUGGUCUGUUUAGUGACACAUUCUUAUUCAUGAAUAAGCUUUAAUUUUAUCAUUAUGGGUGUCUUGCUUUUCAAUCUCACUUUAUUUUGGGAAGGGGAGUACCUAAGUAAUCAGAGAUUGUUUGGUCCAGUAAAUUACCAUAACAUUGAAAACUGGUACUGAUGAAAUUAAAAAUUGAACCAGAGGGAUGCAAUGCCAGUGCAGCCUGGUCUAGAACUGCAGUUAGGGGUUUAGAGUCCCACUAACACUUCUCCCACGAAAAGAGUUUCUCAGCCCCAGUAACAUGGUUGGUAAUGGCUCCUGGAAGGGGACAGAUUUCACCAAGGGUGCUGUACCCCUACCCAUAAUGAUAGGGCUCGUAAAUCUUCAUAGGCUCUUAAGGAUGGAUAAAAACCUGUUAAACUUGUCAAUGCUCUAAUAAGAGGAAGGAGGUAUCCAUGGCAAUCCUGCAAGCAGCCCUCACCAGGCACCGUCACACUGAACAGUUCAGUGGAAUACUUACCUGGCCCUGAACUAAAGAGGGAGGGAGGUUUGGGAGAAAACAGUGCGGCGAGCAAGAAACAAACCUAUUGUGUCAACUCUUUGCGAAGAACUGCAAGCAACUGUGUAUACAAGUCACGAGGUGCCCCUGCUAGAGGCAUUGGGCCACCCCCAGCAUAGGUGGGAAAACUGCAGCAUUCCUUCGAGGUUAACUUUGCUUGCUAAUCAUCUUCUCUGUGAAAGAAUGUGUUUCAGGGAGAUAAAUGGGGUAAUCUCCCUGAAUUCUCCCUCGGCACUGUAGUAGCCCAUCACGUCUCUCUUAAGAUUUAAUUGUAGUUUAAAUUACAUUUAGCCACAUGUAUCUGUCUUACAAAGCUUUGACUGAACUCUUACCUUGUUGACAACUGGAAUCAGGUGAAGUGUUUGAAUUCUGACUUUACAGUCUCCUUUCAAUCUAUUUUACAGCUCUUGUCCUCCUUAGAAGACUACGAUGUUCUAGUCAGUCAAGUACCAACAUGGCAGAGAAGACUGUCCUCUUUGCUUGGUGAUAUGAAGAUUGUGUUUGAUCAGGACUCACCCUCUGUAUCAGUUACUGAGUAUUUAAGUUACCUAUACAGGAUAGUGUCUUCAAUGCGGCGAGAACUCCUUGGAUCUGUAGAUAUGUCAACUUGUUUUCAGCCAAGGGAAUUCAAAGACAUUGCAAUAAGAAUACUGAGGUAUUCAUAGUAUUCAUUUAAGUCAUUUUGUAACAUGGUGGCAGGUGUAACUUGUACAUUAUAAAUUAUAUCACAUCAUGGAAAGAUGGUGUUUUACUACAACACUUAGAGGAACUAAAAUGGACUUCUACAAUGCCUUCUUUGAGGAACUAAAUAUACACCAAAUCUUUGAAGGAUUUGUGUAUGUGGCCUUCAUUGCGUUAAAUUAAUGGUCAUUGUUUAACUUCACAGAUUAUUAAAUGAUAUUAAAAUGAAAGCCUUUAGUAAAUUGGGUAAGCUUAAUUUUUAAUGGACAAAAACCUUGUACCAGAAUAACGAAAAAAUUUCACGUAUAUUGCAUUCUUUUUCACACUUUUCAAGGGCUAUAAAUGUAACUUCAAAAUUGCUUCUAAAGACUAAAAUUUUUUAAAUUUUGAAUUUUUAUUGUUAUAUUGCCGUAAUUCUUAUCGCCAAAGGUAAUAAAUAAAGGUUAUUAUUAAUUUCACAAAAUGAAAUCUUUUGCAUGAGGAUUUUACCUGUGUUUUCUCAAUUGCUGUGAAAUUUGAAAUUUAUUUUCUUGGGCUCCUGCAAGAAAUUGUCUUUAGUUAUCUGUUAUUACAGAUAUCUAAAAUUUUACAUCUAUAGACCUUGAAAAGUAUAAAAAAAAUGUGAUACGGCUUCAAAUAUUGCGGUACAAGGUUUUUGUCCACUGAAAAUUAAAAUUUUAUUACUCAAUUUCCUAAUGGAUUCUGUCUUAAGUUACUUAAUUGAUAACUAGGACUGUUUGCAGUCAAAAUAACUGAGACAAUAUCUUUUGUGUUUCAGUCCUGCAGACUCUCUAAGUCUGUCACUUGGUGGAGAAUUCAGAAUACCACCUUCAAUUCCUUCUGAGUUGAUUGUGGAUUUUCUUGUGAAAAAUAAACAAAAAUCUUUGGAACUACAAGAGGAAAAUGAAAGGUAAGAAAAGUUAGUUGAUCAACUUUGCAUGUCAAUUUUAUUGACACACAUUCACAAUAGAUUAUUGUCUAACAUAGGACAGGGAAUUAACCUUUUGAUUUGAGUCAGGAGCCUAUCAAAUGGAGCCUCCAUCUCCCAUACAAGCCCUUGGAGUCAACCCUUUCCCGAGUAGAUUUAUAAUUAGAACGGUUCCCAGGGGAGACUUCGCGCGCCGACGGUGGGAAGAGCCAAUCACAACGACUAAAUGACACUGCUAUUGUACUUCAUGAAACAGCAGGAAAUCCGGUGCUGACAGGCCAAACAAAAUCAUAAGCUAGUGAAACGUGACUUUAGCGUUUUUAUCCCUCAGAGAUUUUCUUUCUUUUCUUUCUAGCGGGUAGAUUAUACUGUGGAGAGUUUUAAACUCUGACUAUGUUAAUCUUAAUUUUGGUUGCUUGUCUCACAUUAAGCUGGUCUGUUACAUUUUAACUACUACCUGCAGUCUGUAGUUCUGAUAGGAUUCGUUUUCUUUAGCCAAUUUUUUUGAGCUUAAGUUUCUUAUUUCGAAAUGACUCAAUAUUAAUCAAAUUUCUAGUUUUUCAAGUUUUUGUCCGAAAUCGUUUGUCUGAAUAAAUACUGUGGUUGUUUUGUCCGUCAGUUAGUGUGAUGAUUCCCUGCUAUGUUUUGUAACCCCAGCCAUUGUUUUCUCGCAAAAAGUGAUCUACAGAUGCUGGCCUAAACUUCUACAUUAAUUGCUGAGAAUUCUCCUGUUGGUCAGUCAUAAUUCUUUGGGCGUUCCAUUUUGUUUUUUGAGAUAAGAGGGCCUUUGGACUGGAGCCGCCGAUUCAUUCCACCGUUAGCAAAUUAUUUUGAGUUAGCUUCACGGUCGACAACUGUUGUCUUCUGUUCAACUUUUCAAGUGCCAGUUUUAUCAGGCAACUCUCAUGGUGAUACAAGUCAGUUGUAAAGGACACUGCAAUUUUUCUGAAGCAUUCCUCCUUGGUUGCUAAACAUUUUGCAAUAUUAACUGGCGAAAUCCACUAACAAAAAUAAAUGAUCCUGGCACUUUUUCGGCGCUGAUCAUCGAAAAGUUUCAAGUUGUCCAAAAAAUCUGGAAUUUUCAAAUGCUUAAAUGUUGUAUGACGGCAAAAAAAAAAAAACAAACACACUAUUUAAUUUUGUCCCAUCGCUUCAUGCUCAGUCUCAGUCGGGUAAUUCAUUAAAUUUCAUCCCAGAUCAGCGCUGUAAAAUUGUAAAAAUGGACGUAGAAAAGGAAAACGGUCUCUUUCUGAGUUCGAAUCCAACUUCAUUUUUUUUCACGGUGACAUACUCAGUUAUGACACUUUUCGGAAACAAGCCGUUCUAUUUAUAAAUCUACUCGGGAAAGGGUUGACUCAAGAAAUUAAUGGAGAUGGAGGCUCCAUUUGAUGGGCUCCUGUUUGAGUCUAAUAAGUCCCCACAGCUGGGUUUGAAAUAUUUAUUGCAUUCAUUAAUUAUCAUGACACAAGCAUAUAAUUUAUGUCUUUGUCCAUGCCAUUUGCUGCUGAACAGUUGUAGAUCUCUUGGAAACAGUUUUACUCAGUUCAUGGUAUUUUACUGUGGCUGCGCUGUAUCCCAUUUCUUAUUUAAAAAUGUUGCACUUGCACAAAAAUGAAAUCUGCUAAUUUAACUUGGAAACAAUACAUGCAUAGCCUGCAUUGCACAUGUAAUCUAACCCCUGUUAGUAACGUCUGGAAAGCAGUGCGGAUAUCCUUGUUCUGCCGGCUCCCCCAACGAACUCAGUGAAUUACUGGAAAACGUACAUUCUGAAUUUCCUUCAACAGUGGCUUUUUUAACAUGCCAAUCAUGUUGCAUACUCAAAUCCUGGUACUCAGGUGGGGGCCUUGAGCAAGGACUUCUGCGCUGUUUUAUUUGCAAACACACUUGGCAGAGAAUUAGUUCUGUUUGUGCUGCAGGCUAAUGUUAAUUAAGUAAUGAGAUGAAUUGUCACUGCUUUCUUUGCUCCUUUCAUCCUUUGAUUCUUUGUAAACAAGUACAACAAAAAUCAUUUAUAAUUAUCAUGAUGUUCUAGCUGGGAACUGGCAGGUUUGAUGUCAAAUUGUCUAAGAGUAAAUGCCAGCUGUCAGUCUCCUGAAUUAUUUUUAUCAAUAUUGUUGUGUGAUGAAUGGUUUGAGGUCUUCUUUUGUACCUGCAAACAUGUGGCAAACGUUCAAACAGUCAAGGACAUUGGUACAAUUUUUGCGCUGUCAGCAUAGAAGCCCUCUUGGGGGUGGGGGGUAUGUAUGUCCCUAGUCUGAAUUUCAAGUGUGGUUGUUUCACAUUUUGAAGAGUGGGCCUUGUCCUUCUGGGUAUUUUACAGUCAAACCGUGAACACCAGAAAUGUCUCUUGAAUGUUAUUGUGGAACAAGAAAAAAAGCCAAUCUCCCAUGAGAAAACUAAACUGUAAGCAAGAACGUUAAUUAGUUUGUGGUUUUGUGGCAAGUUCGUGUGUUCUCAUCUUUGCUGUGAUUGGUCCUAACACAAUAAACAUUCCUAUUCUUAAAUAUUUCAAGUAUUCAAGGUUUUCCCAAUCGCACUGUAACCCAUGUACAUGUAUGUUGCUGUUUCAAGGCCAUGUCAUCUGGUGCAAUUUUACUCUAACAGGGACUCUGCAUACUGUUCCACAUUAUUUUGGUUAUUCAUAGAUGUUUUGAUUAACCACUUUUUGGCUUGUUUUAGUUGUUAACUGUAUGUGGUUUUUGUAACCUAACUCUGUGCAUAUUCCUCCAUUUAUCUCAGGAAUCUUGUGAUACAAGAUAAAGCAAUAAAAGAGUGCCAAGAGAAAUUACAGCUGGUUUGUCUGUUAAAAGAUCCUUCAGUAUCUCCACUUCAAAUGAGUGACUGCUGUGAGCGGCUAAGCAGGCAAGAUAAUCCUGAUCUUAGUGGAGCUAAUCUUACUGUGUCCAAGUAUUAUCAUGUUAAUGAGGAUGGACACAUAAGUAUCCCAUGGAAUUGGAAGUAAAUUUUUAUAAACCAUCCAUGAGGACGCGUAUAGCCGACAUGAGUUGAAAUGCAAGGGAGUUGAAGGGAGCAGUUGCAUGGGGUCAGACUUCCUCACAAAAAGAAAAUUUGGGAAAGAGAAACUAUUAACAGUACUUUGGGUGCCGCUGUUACAUUUACGAGGUGGCAGGAUGACAGGAAGUGUGGGGAAUACAAUGAUUAAAGUUCUCCAGUAUGGACAUUGUAGUUGUCAAGGAAACCAUUUAUUUUUCAGAUGCUUAGAUGCAGGGUGUGUGUAUACUGCCUCCAAAAACGUAAAAAAUACUAAGGAAGAAAAAUACUAUUAUAAUUUUGUUUCAAAUAGAGUAGUUUAAAAUGUCUUGCUGAAACAGGUAGCUCACUCACCUAAAAAAUAUUAUUAAUUGGUACUUAACGUUGUGCUGUUUAAAUUAUUCAGUUUGUCUAAACACAGCUGUGAAUAAAUUAAGGGUAAUAGAUACAAGCAUAAAAGAAUACGAUUUAAAAAGUAAACUUUUAACUGAAAGGCUAAGGAACAUUAUUUAUUGUUUACAGAAACAGAUCAGGAUUAAUAUAUACAUUCUGUUUCCUACUUACUGGUGCAAAUAAUUAUUUUUCUUGAAAAUACCUUGACCAAUAUUCUGGUAAAAAGCAUGUGUUUAAAAUUUUAAAUACUUCUCUAAGAAUUACUGGU